UAUUAAAAACCAUUAAUAUCGAAUGAUCAAGUCACUGAUAAGGAAAUAGAUUUUUGUAAUAAAAAAUAUUAAUAAUAUUCAGAUGCAAUGUUUAAUGUCAAAUAGCACUAAAAAUGCAUUAAUUAGUAACAUGUGUUUAAUGGAUAAUGCAUCCAAAAACUUUGAUAAUGCUAGCAACUAAUGAUUGUUAAGUACCUUAUUAGAUAUUAUUAAUAUCUUAUUUUUCAAACAUUGAUAAUGCUUAUACACACCUAUUAAUAAUGACACCAACUAUGUUACUGGAAAACGCUGCGUCAACUAAUACUGGAAAACGCUCUGAAAAGUAUGACUGUCCAGCCUUCUUCGGCGUCGGUUGUCCUCGAAACUGGUCGGCCGCCGGAUACAGGCCAGACCCCUGUUUUGCAUCCUGCUAUUGCCCUGUCCUCGGAAUCAAAAGAGCUCCCCUCUUCAAGUGCGAUGAUGGUGGAUUCAAUCGCGGAAGACGUCCAUCUGAGCGCCAAGCCAUCGGUGGUAGAGGUGAACAACAUUCCCGACAAUCAGUUGACCCUUAUGAUCACGCCAUCGAAUCAGGCGACGCCGACACUGAAACAACCCAUCUCGUAUGCGAGCGUCCUCACGGGAGGUCCGUUGGCACCAACGUCGCAACCGCUAUCAGUCCAAUGGACCCCGGUAGGUGAACAUGACCUGAUCCCCGGCGAGCGAAAUGGCGAACCGGCCCUGAGUAUUUCCAUGGAUUUCAAGAACAGGCUGUGCGCCCCGUGGCACCGAACUUUGGUGGUCCGGCUUCUGGGCAUCAAGAUUGGAUUCCACACUCUCUGCUCCCGCCUAAAGGCGCUAUGGCGGCCGACUGGUUCUAUGGAGGUCAGGGAUCUCGAUGAAGCAUGCUAUCUGGUGAAGCUCAACAAUGACCAGGACUACUUUAAAGCCCUCACAGAUGGCCCUUGGAUGAUUUUCGAUCACUACAUGGCGGUCCAGCAAUGGACGCCAAGAUUCAAGGUUUCGGAUCCCCUGCCAAAAACGAUGAUUGUUUGGGUUCAUCUCCCAGAGUUGAAAAUCCAUUUCUACCACAAGGAGGUCCUGAAUACGUUGGGUAACUUGAUUGGACGCACGAUCAAGCUCGACUACCACACACUCACCCAACAGAGGGCAAAGUUCGCACGACUGGCAGUGGAAGUUGACCUCUCUCGACCUCUCGUCCCAAGGAUUUGGCUUGAUGACGACUGGCAGCCUGUUGAAUACGAGAAUCUACCCACUGUGUGCUUCGAGUGCGGAAAAAUUGGCCAUUCAUCGACAUCUUGCCCCCUGCUCCGGCCAACCGCUGCCGUGGAGGGUGCUGGUAUCGCCGAUGGCGGCACCCAAGUCUCGUCGCCGGAAUCCUCGUCGGAGGUCAACGCGGUCUUCGGCCCGUGGAUGUUAGUCACCCGCAAAGGACGGCGGAAUCCGAGGGAUUUGCACAGUAAAGGAAAGGAGAAGGAUUUGGGGAUCAAUAUUAAAUCCAAGGAAAAAGAAUUGGGGAAUUUCCUUCAUGGGGCGCCUGCUAAGAAUGGAAAGAAUGGGCUGAAAACCAAAGAAUCGGAAGUUUCCUUACCGGUGGUGGCGCAACAAUCUCCGUCACAUCUACAACGGCCUCCUGCCCAAGGUAGGAUUGAUAAUGGAGGUAAGUCAUCUGGGGAAGGGAAGCAAAAUGGUAAGGAGGUCUUGAGGGAGGAGGGCUCUCCCGCUGGUAAAAGUUUGUUGGGCCCUGGCCCAUCUCAGGGACCCAGCUCGAAGAAAGGCCAGCCCAAGUCGGAGGCCGCUAGGACCUCGCCACCCCCGUCAAAGCUGCUGCCAGACCCCUCUUUGAUUAGCGGGCCGAAUGAGGGAACCUCCUCUGGGCCCCGAACUCAAGACAGCCCAAAAGUUCUACCUCUCACCCCCCCACCAACGUGUGUCUCUACAGGCCCGAACGGAACAAUAAUGCAAAUUAUCCAGGUCCCGUCCGAAAGUGGAGGCUCUCAUCAUCGGUCUGAGAAAUCCUCCCCGUCAACGGUAGACAGAACCAAAGGGAAGAGGAGCUCCAAGGGUCGAUCGAAGAAAGGAUCGCCGGCGAAAUUGAACCCCAUGCGCCCACUUCACGUUUGGUCCCCGAUGAAAGACAGGAAAGCAAAAUCGAAGUCUAGGAUGGCGUCUCUAACCCUCCAUGAGAUAAAUGCUUGGACAGAGGCGGCCCAAUCGGCGAAGAGCUACCAGACAGAGAAGGCCCUGAGCGAAGUCCACCUUCCUCCGUCGAGCCCGGGAUAUUCGAUGGGCGUUCCGCCCACCUCUUCGGCCUUGACUGGCGCCGAUGCCUGAUUUCGCUGCUCCCCCCCUGUUUCAUCGAAACUUUGGUGUUUUCUUUCCUUCUCCCCUUUCUUUCUAUUAUACAUUAUGUCGUUUAUGCCGUCUAUUCCGUCUAUCAAAAUUUUUUCUUGGAACGUUGGUGGUGCAGGUAGUAAGGCCUUUGCCCAAGCGCUGAAGCUCUCAAUUUGUCAGCAUCGGCCGGACUUUGUGAUCCUGCUGGAGCCGCAAAUCAGUGGGAGUUCGGCUGAUUUGGUCUGUGAUAAGCUGGGGUUUCCCAACUCUAUUAGGGUGGAUGCUGAAGGUCGUAAGGGGGUAUUUGGAUUUGC
Messenger RNA from Linum trigynum, 2645 nucleotides. NCBI's taxonomy places the organism in Eukaryota, Viridiplantae, Streptophyta, Magnoliopsida, Malpighiales, Linaceae. The record is from the annotation of a GenBank genome assembly.